Penicillium macrosclerotiorum is the source of this 1140-nucleotide messenger RNA. Its product is annotated as t-SNARE syntaxin TLG2. Gene Ontology annotation, biological process: vesicle fusion; vesicle-mediated transport; intracellular protein transport. The record is from RefSeq and is a predicted model, not a curated record. The transcript is spliced from 4 exons. Bases 1 to 1140 code for a protein of 379 amino acids. Gene Ontology annotation, cellular component: membrane; SNARE complex; endomembrane system. NCBI's taxonomy places the organism in Eukaryota, Fungi, Ascomycota, Eurotiomycetes, Eurotiales, Aspergillaceae. Gene Ontology annotation, molecular function: SNARE binding; SNAP receptor activity.
AUGUGGCGGGAUCGCACCAACCUUUACAUAUCCUACCGCCAGUCCUUUACACAUCACCCCGCAAAAAAGCCACGUUUCGGUGCGUCCAAUGGCUUCGACACGCCCUCUCAGCCGGAGGAAAGCCGGCGACUGAUCUCCGAAUCCGGCGGGUUUGAGGAAGAUGGAGACAUGGUGAUUGAGAUGGACUUGUUGCCUCCACGCUGGGUAGACGUCCAGGAGGAGGUCUCGGAGCUACUGGCGAGUAUCGCGCAGAAGUCCGCUCAGCUGGAUAAGUUGCACCACAAGCACCUACUCCCCGGCUUCGGCGACGAGGAUCUCCGACGACAAGACGAGGGCGUAAUCGAACGUUUGACACAAGAGAUCACCCGGAGCUUUCACGACUGCCAGAAGGCUAUCCAACGGAUUGAGAUGAUGGUGCGCGAGGCGAAGCAGGUGGGCGGCGUCAGCAAUGGCGAAGAGACCAUGGCGAAGAAUAUACAAAUCUCGCUUGCGUCCAGGGUCCAGGAAGCAAGCGCUCGGUUCCGCAAGAAACAGAGCACUUACUUGAGAAAGCUUCGAGACCUAGAAGGAUUCUCAACGCCAAUUGAUCGCGUCCCCACUCCGAUCCAGAAUCCAUACACAGAUCCCUCCUUAAUGGAAUCGGAAGUAGACAAGUCCUUCUCACAGACAAUGUUGAUGCAAACACAACAACGAGCUACCGGCCAGAACGACGUAGCUAUCGCGCAACGAGAACGUGAGAUCAACGAUAUUGCAAAGGGAAUUAUCGAGCUCUCAGACAUAUUCCGCGAAUUACAAACAAUGAUCAUUGAUCAGGGUACAAUGCUAGACCGCAUCGACUAUAACGUCGAACGGAUGGGCACCGAGGUCAAAUCUGCAGAAAAAGAGUUAAAAGUAGCUACAAAUUACCAACGGCGCACCACUAAGCGCAAAAUCAUGCUAUUACUAGUCCUGGUAGUAUUCGGACUGAUUAUUGUUCUGGUGGUGAAACCAAAACGUAACAGUUCCCCAUCACCACAGGCCGAGGAAGAAUCUUCGAGCAAUAUUCGAUCUGUGCUGGCGAUUGUCGAUCGAGAGCGGAGACGCCCUUCAUCAAGUCGGUUUGCCCGAGAUCGUUGGAUGGACCCAGAUAUAUUCCGAUAA